UCGGUGUGCGCAUGGUGAUUGUUUACGUUUUGUUAGUUAGUCGAUUCCAACAGGAACCACCAUCUAUGAACGUGCUGGACAUUCCCCUAUCGUGCUAGAGGUACAAAUGAUACAAGAAAGGAAAACACAAAAUUUGAACCGACGACAUACUCAUGCAGGUUCCAGCGAAAUGAAAAAGUUAAUUAAUAUCAUUCUAAUUUAAACUGCGUCAAUAACAAGUGCAACCCGCGCGCUUUGGUCCGCCAUUCGGAUUCAAAUACCACCAUACGAAAAGAUGAUCUCUAUUGAAAAGAGCGAUACUCGCACCGCAAUAGUAUUCUAUCACAUGUUUCUAGAAGUUGAAUUUGGUUUAUCUCGAAUUGGAUGAUGAAAAAUGAUAAGACUGAAACUAACAAUGUUAUCCGAUUCCGUACGUUAUGUCUUCGUGAAGUGAUAUUUUUGUAAUGUGUAUUAGGAUAAAUGAAUCUGAUUUAUUUCACCUAUAGUAAUUGCAAGGAUUUGAAUCAACGAUUGAUGUAAUGAGUAUUAACCCGUCUGUGAGGUGAACUGAAGGAAGCAUGUUGUUCGGAGAUUAUCAAAUAAUCACUACUGGAGUAUCGAUUUAACAUAAAUAGCAUUUACUCAUGAAUACUCGUAAUACCAAUUGUGAAAGACUGAUAUUCGAUAUGGAGAAAGUUACAACUGAAAGUGUUGAGAGUGAAAGCAGGAACAACGAGAAUGAUUCAGUAAUAUCUCUUUCGUCAACAUCUACAUUAACGUUGCCGGUUCGAGGAUCAAAAAGAGAUACAUUCAAAACUCGAAUGCCAGUGAUAAAGUGGCUCAAAGGAACUGGCAGUAGAAAUAAAUUGAAUAGUAGAAAAUUCACCGCGUCACCCUGCUGUAAUCUGAGUACUGCUAAUGACAAAGAAAUCCAAACAGAGAAGGAAUUUGCAGAAAAAUCGGUCCAAUGUGAUUAUUCUUCUUUCGACGGUAACAGGUUGCCUUACAGGGUUCUACAUUCGAUUCAUCAAGAACACACAAUCGACUACAUCAAUGAACGGUUAGACAUAAUCAAUGGAAAUCAGCGGUUAGUGCAGCACGUAGGAUGCAACUGUUGUUACCUCAACUACGGGUUAGAAGAAAAAGUAUCCAGUAAUACUCUCCAUUCAUCCAUGCACGAUGUGCGUCGUAGAAAUUUCGUACACCAGAACAAAGUUGGCAGUUAUGAAAAAUAUGGCAAUGGGAUAGAGGAAAUUCGUUACGGGAAUAAUGUUUCUGUUGAACCGCGGUUGUUUAGAAAAAAAUAUUCAAUAUCAAACGAUAACGAAUUGUGGAAAAUGCAUAGAAAUAGUUCGGUGAUGUGUGAUGCUCAGUUGCGAGCGGAAAAUCAAGUCAGCGUUACUCCAAUAUUGAAUUAUGCUGAAUCAAAAUCAUAUGAUAGAUCGUUUUCCAAGAAAAACGUGCAACGAAAAAUUGGUCGGGUGAAUCCAUUUGUAGUGCCACGCGAAGAAGAAGAAGAUGUGGAAAAAAUAGAAACGAACAGUGAUCUAUUGGCUAAUGCUGAACAGCAGGCAUAUCUGGUACUAGGUAUAAACAACCAAGCGCGAAGGCCAUUCAAUCGCAAAAUAUGCACUCCAUUCAAUAAGAGGUUAACGAUGCCUACGGAACAUUUCAAGCGAUGGCCGUCUGAAUCACCUGUUGAACCAGACAUUAAUAGGCGUAGUUUACCUAUUUACGAAAUGGAUUCUCUCGACACUUUAAAUAAUCUAGGCCAUUUUAAACGCGCAAACGUCGGCUGUCAUGACCGCUACAACCAACACAUUCUUACAUCAACUAGUGCAAUCGAUUCCGAAUCAAUCCUUUUCCGCAGCAACGCAGAUAAUUUGCAUUUACUGGGUCGAACGAUUGCUAUGGAUACCAAAGAAAAUCGUUCGAAAUAUGAAUCAAAUUUGGCAUUUAAAGCGUGCUCCAAUACAUCACUAUCGAGUGGUUCAAACUUAUAUAAUAAAUUGAGCGGGAGUAUUCAGAACCUGUUCAUCAGCAGCCGAGGCCAAUCUGCUUCGGUAGCAUCAUUUGAUCGGUCAGGUUUGAGUAAAAGUGAAACUAACCUCAACGAACUCAAGAGGCGGCGAACUGCGCGUGAUCGUUUGUUUUUCUUAGGAUCGCGAACAAAACAUCGACAGCGGAGAUCAAACAAUUUUCUUACCAGUGGCGGCGGCAGUUUUUUCACCUACAACUACGAAGACGAAGAAGAGAGCGGAUGGAAAAAAUAUUUUAGUUUUAAUAUGAACCUUUUGCGGAAGAAUAAAUGCAAAACAGGCACAGCAUCAGUCGCAAAUGAUAGAAUUCAAGAUCUUGAUGGUGGCUUUUUCGAGAAGUUUGGCUCAAUCCUUCGUCAAAAGUCGAUCAAUAAUGACGAAAGCAUUUCAACUCGAUUGGAACCUUUUCCAGAGGAAGAAGCGGAAACUGCGUUUACUGCCGCUCAAGAAUCUAUCCCGGAAGAAGAUAGCGGAAAUGAAACGUUACCGGAUAGCGAUUCUGAUGAACACCACUUGAAACAGAAUGAAUUUAUUGGUGAUGCCUUCGGUUGGAAUAUUGAUGAGCUCUACGAAGAAAUACUAUUCGAAAUCAUACACAAUAUUGGCUGUGAGGAUGAAGAACAAACUGAGGAUAGUUUGAUACACUAUGUCCAGGAUGCAUUCAAAAUAUCCAACGAGAAGCAUGAUGAAGUUUUUCAGAUAGCGCAUAGCAAAGAACCGCCAGAAAUAUGUCUUAAUGUGGAAGUAAUUGAGGCUAAAGAGCUAGAACCAAAAGAUUCUAAUGGACUGUCCGAUCCAUUUGUAACGAUGUUUAUUGCCUCUAAUCCAACGCAUCGUUAUAACACGUCGGUUAAAUCCGCUACCCUAGAUCCGGUGUGGGAAGAACAUUUUUCACUGCCAAUAGAUGAAAACGCAAAUGACGCCAACCUCAUCAUCGAAGUGUGGGACUUCGAUCCGGCUGAAACUGUAAAAGAAAAAAUGAAUAAGGUGUUCGAUGUGAAAGGUGUACGAGGACUGAGGAAGCUAAUGAAAGAAAUAGCCGUCACAGCUUCAACGGGAAAGCAUGAUAACGAAUUGAUUGGGCGCGCUAGUAUACCACUGAAGUCGAUCCCGGCAUCAGGCUUAGUAAUGUGGUACAAUCUGGAUAAAAAAAAUAAAUUGAAACGACAAGGAACGAUAAGAGUGAGACUGAACUUUAGUUCUCAGAAGAACAACCAAGUUGCCGCGCAAGAACACCGACAUCUGUUGCGAAUACUAUUGUUGCACGAGCUGGAAACAUCAAAAGUAGCUCAAUACUGGUGGUCGGGAAAAUUCACUCCGCAAGGCGAAUUCGUACUUACUCAACAUUCGGCUCAAAGUAGUUUGUCCACGACGGCUGUUGCAUUUAUUCAAUGGUCUGUUUAUGCAUCAAUUCAUCUAGACCAUCAUCUGUCAUUUAGUUUAUUCGAUUCGUUACUUGACAAACUAGUGCGUCCAGUUCAAACAAAAUCUGUCUCGGACGAGGAGUUGAAAAUGUUCUGGGAAGCAACAAGAAAACUUUUACCGUCCUGUUUCUCAGCGAUACGAAAAUUACGCAAAAAGACCGCCUGUGAUAAACUGGUUAUUAAGAUGCUUACUGACGUUUUGAGUAUUCUCGCUAAAAUUUCGUUGUUAGAACCACCGGAGGGAACGGAUUUAUUUCCUACUCAGCUGUACAGUUGGAUAAGACGGGAAAAGAAUUCCGAACCUAGUUGGGAUGUACGCGGAGCAUUGUCUAGUGCAGUGGUGUCAGGUGCCGAAGACUGGUUCCUUAGUAUCAAGGAGAGCCACCAUAUUGAUACUGGCCUUGACGAGGAUCGCUUGCAGAAUUUGAUCAAGAUAAUUCAGUUAGUUCGUUCAGAUAUUCAGCGUUCAAUUGAAUACUACGAUAAAAUAUUUCAGGAAAUUUUCCAUUUUCUAUACACCAAAGAGCUUUAUAUAACCUAUGAGCUUAAACUAGCGGAACUGAUAAAACCUUGUGUCGAAAACAUUUGCCGUGGCCUUAAGCGAAUCGACAUUCCCGAAUCGAAUACCAAUGGAAUGAUUGAAUACGAAGACAUCAACAUGGGGACAACGCUGUUUGAGCUUUACUUGGUUCUGAAACGCUUCUCCAUCCUUGGUCCAACACUCAGUCCAGGAGAGUCCAACUUUGCUAUAGACGAGUACCAUCGUUGGUUUACAGCUGGAGUGACUCAUUGGCUGGAUAUUGCAGUGUACAAAGCGCUGACGAGAAUCUAUAAAGCAAUCGAACUAGACAUAUUGAAACCGGUAGAUCAGACGGUGAAGUAUUCAUCCUCAGCGGUGGACACACUAGCAAUAUUCUAUCAGAUCAAAAUAUUUUGGCAACAAUUGGCUUGGCCAGAUAUUGAGGGAGCGUAUAUAUUCGUUGCGAAAAUUGUUGAUGAUAUUUGCCGUUGCUGUGUUUUUUAUGCCGAUCGUAUGUCUGCAAGAGUUGAAAACCUGGAAAUCGUUGAAAACAUCUACGAAAAGAAGUUCGUUGUGACCCAGGAAUGGUGCAUUGCCAUCAACAAUAUCGAUUACAUGAAGCAGAGCUUGAAGCCAUUCGCAACGGAGCUGGGAGUAGAUGAUAUUAUAGCGAAAAUGUCUGACAGUGAAAGUCCCAUGGAAGCGGAGCGUUGCGCAGAUACGUUACGCGCAGUCCUUGAAAAUGCGAUAGAUACAGAAAGGAACAAAAUUUUGGAUUUGGUUGAAAAAUUAGCUCGGAAAAUGGCUCCUGCAAUGCGAAGAUUUUUGGUCGAAGGAGCAGAGCUCUUGCAGCAAGAUUCAAACUCAAUAGAUCGUUUGAUGAUGUACAUGGAGGAAUCGCUGGCAAUGCUCAAUGGAGAAUUGAACGAGAUGAACUUUGAACGUGUAUUAGAUGCGAUUUGUAGUGAAUUGGCGACUAUCUUGUACGAUCUAAUUCAGAGUAAUUUAGAUAAGCGUCGUCCGCCAGCAUUUUUCGCCAACUUACGUGAUACGCUCCAUAUCUUAAUUGCCAACUUCAAAACUACCCAGAAUCUAGAAUCGGAGAGCGCUUCCGAUAAAGAAACUCUGGCACACAUUGAACGGCUUUUGCAAUUGCAUGGUUACGAGACAACCGAUCUAAUUCAUCAGUAUUACAUUGAUAGGCUAAAGGAACAAGAAACGGAAAAUGACGACUACGGACAACUAACGGUUCAGUGCUUUUUCAAAGGCAACGUUCUCGAAUUGGAAAUUAUGAAUGCGCGUAAUCUCAGACCAAUGGAUUCCAACGGAUCAUGCGAUUCCUUCGUUCGGGUUCAUUUUAUACCAGAGGAACGGUUUGUGGGAAUCAUUAAGCCCCGUACCCAUACUGAGACAAAAACGUUAUUUCCGUUAUACGACGAAAAAUUUGUUAUAACGUUCGCUCCGGAACAGCGACUCGUGAAGGAUGCGGUAAUUCUGUUCAGUGUAAAAGAUAAGGAUUUGUUUGGAAUGUCCAACCAAUACUUGGCUGAAUGUUAUAUGAGUUUCAAUGAUAUUGCAGAUGUGUCUAGUGAAAGCGGUAAAAUUGAACAGAAACAUUUACGAUUAACUCGCCCCUGCCGCUUAGAUACGGACUGUGUACGAGCAUUAGAAUAUCGUCAAGGUGAUAAACAGGCAAAAGAUUUUCUCAAGAAGCUAAAACAAAAAAUGGGACAAUAAGAACAUUAUUGCCAUGUACUUCGUAAUCUAGAUUGUUGAUAAUGUCUAAAUUUUUAAUGGGACAGAUUCGUUGAUUUUAUUCAUUGCCUAAUUUGUAUUCUAUUUGCCGAAAAUCCAAUUUAUUCCGUAAAAAGGAA
Molecule: messenger RNA, 5836 nt
Organism: Malaya genurostris
Lineage: Eukaryota; Metazoa; Arthropoda; Insecta; Diptera; Culicidae
Gene: stac
Product: protein unc-13 homolog 4B
Exons: 13
Coding region: 624-5699 (1691 amino acids)
Source: RefSeq, a predicted model, not a curated record